AUGAGCUACAACCUUUUCCUCCUGGCUUUUGUCCUGGGCAUUACUGGAGCUUUCCACUAUGGAUUGCAGGUCUCCAUUAUCAAUUCUCCUGCUGAGUACAUCCAAAGUUUCAUCCGUGAGACCUGGCUGAAGAGAUAUGGCUCCUCUCCCAGUGCAGAGAUGAUCACUUUGUUGUGGUCCUUUAUUGUGUCCAUUUACAGCAUCGGUGGGCUCCUGGGCUCCUCCUCUGCUGGGUACUUGUCUGUUAGGUUUGGAAGGAAGAAGGCCCUGCUGCUUGCCAACAUCCCUGCUCUGCUGGGUGCAGCUCUGAUGGGACUCAGCCGCCUGUGUGGAUCUUUUGAGAUGAUCAUGGCUGGAAGGUUGUUUUCUGGAGUCUGUGGAGGUUUAGCUCAGAAUGUCCAUAUCAUGUAUGCUGGGGAAUGUGCUCCAAGGAAACUCCGAGGGCUGAUUGCCAUAACAGCUUCCACCUCCAUUGCUACUGGAAAAUUUAUAGGAUUUGCUCUGGGUCUCAGAGAAGUUCUUGGAGUGGAGGCUCUCUGGCCAAUUCUCCUGGCAGCCAAUGCAGUCCCUGCCCUUGUUCAGCUUCUCACCCUCCCCUUCUUCCCAGACUCUCCUCGCUACCUGCUCAUUGACCGAAAGGACAAGGAGGGCUGCAUCAAAGCUCUGAAGCAGCUCUGGGGAGAUGGGGACCAUAUGGCUGAAGUAGAUGACAUGAUGUCAGAGCAGAAAGCCAUCCGUGGGGAGAAGGCCAAGGGCAUUUGGGACCUGCUGAGGGACAGGGCAGUGCGCUGGCAGCUCAUCACUCUGUUCCUCGUCAUCUCCUGCAUGCAGCUCAUCGGGGCCAAUGUGGUUUACUCUUAUGCAUACAGUAUCUUUAUAAAGGCUGGAAUCCCCCCUUCUCAAACCCAUUAUGUCUCCCUGGGGGUUGGGACCACUGAGAUCCUCUCCACAGUUCUGUGUGGCUUCCUCAUUGAUCGUGCAGGGAGGAAGACACUGCUGUGGAAAAACUACACAGUGAUGGCCUUGGCUCUAGGGCUCCUCACAGUCACCCUCUCACUGCAGGACUCCUUUUUCUGGGUACCAUACUGCUCUGUGGCACUUGUCUUUAUUUUCAUCAUGAGCUUUGGCGUUGGGCCAGGUGGAGUAGUAUGCCCCUUGAUCACAGAAAUCUUCAUUCACUCAUACAGACCAACUGCUUAUGUUUUUAAUGGUGUUACAAACUGGAUCCAACUCUUUGUCCUUGGACUUGUGUUCCCUUUCCUUGUGGAAGGUCUUGGUAAUUUAUGUUUCAUCAUUUUCCUGACAUACUGCCUGUCCAUGGCUAUUUUUGUAUUCCUGGUGCUGCCAGAGACCAAAGGGAAGAGCAUGCUGCAGGUCAUGGAGGAGUUCAACCGCCUGAACUACCGUGGAAAGAAGGGACAGGCAGCCCUACAGCAGAGUAACUGCUCACUGGUGACUGUGACUAGGCUUUAA
Sturnus vulgaris (Common starling) is the source of this 1473-nucleotide messenger RNA. Its product is annotated as solute carrier family 2, facilitated glucose transporter member 11-like. Gene Ontology annotation, molecular function: D-glucose transmembrane transporter activity. NCBI's taxonomy places the organism in Eukaryota, Metazoa, Chordata, Aves, Passeriformes, Sturnidae. Gene Ontology annotation, biological process: dehydroascorbic acid transport. Gene Ontology annotation, cellular component: plasma membrane. The record is from RefSeq and is a predicted model, not a curated record.